This is a messenger RNA of Zophobas morio, 5811 nucleotides long. RefSeq names its product myosin-11-like. The record is from RefSeq and is a predicted model, not a curated record. Gene Ontology annotation, molecular function: actin filament binding; ATP binding; microfilament motor activity. Gene Ontology annotation, cellular component: myosin II complex; cytoplasm; myosin filament. Lineage: Eukaryota; Metazoa; Arthropoda; Insecta; Coleoptera; Tenebrionidae. Bases 61 to 5811 code for a protein of 1916 amino acids. The transcript has 12 exons.
CUUUUAUAGUUAAAAAGAGUUUCAACUGUCUAUCACUUAUUUCUCUUGCUAGACACCGGCAUGACCGACUACUUAAAAUACUUAUCUGUUAAGAAUAAUGACAAGAUCGUUGGCGAUUCUGAAGCUCUUCUAGAGUGGAAUAAACGAAAAUGGGUUUGGAUUACUGAUCCAGACUCGAAAAAUAUAUUUUUAAAAGCUAAUAUUAUCGAUGAUAAAGGAGAUGAUUGUGAAGUGCAGAUUUAUGAGACGAAUGCAAAGAAAACUGUUAAUAAAAAUGAUAUUUUUAAGAUGAAUCCACCGAAGUUCGACAAAGUCGAAGACAUGGCGGAUUUAGCUUAUCUAAAUGAGCCUGCUGUGCUUGAAAAUUUGAGGCAGCGCUACUACUCCGAUCUCAUCUAUACUUAUUCUGGACUGUUUUGUGUUGUAGUAAACCCCUACAAACAACUUCCAAUUUAUAGUAAAGAGGUUGUUGAUCUCUACCGCGGCCGUCGAAGAUCUGAAGUUCCACCGCAUAUUUUCAACAUCGCUGAAACCGCUUACCAGAAUAUGUUAACCGAUAGAGAAAACCAAUCUAUUUUAGUUACUGGAGAAUCCGGCGCUGGUAAAACGGAAAAUACCAAGAAGCUUAUCCAAUACAUCGCCAUUGUGGCUUCAGGCGAAUCUGCUGUGCAAGGAAAACUUGAGGAACAACUUCUUCAGUGUAAUCCCGUUCUUGAGGCUUUUGGCAAUGCGAAGACAACUAAAAACGAUAAUUCUUCUCGUUUUGGAAAGUUUAUCAAGAUUGAGUUCAGCCGUUCUGGCAAUAUUUCUGGAGGCCAUAUCGAUACUUACCUAUUGGAAAAGUCACGUGCUGUCCGUCAACAAGCUGGAGAACGAAGCUUUCAUAUAUAUUAUCAACUUUUGAAGGCUCUUCCCGAAUCAGUCAAAGAAGAGCUGCUUAUGGACACAAUUGAAGACAUUAAGUGGAUUUGUGACAAAAAGUCAUCGCAAGUGCCUUCCAUUGACGAUGUGAAAGAAUUUAGUCACACUAUUCAGGCUAUGGACGUUGUAGGCAUUAAUAAAGAGGAGCAGCACGACUGCUGGAAGAUUAUAUCCGGAAUUAUGAAAAUGUCGAGAAUUGAAUUGACGGAAAAUCGGCAAGAACAAGCCCAAAUGCCGAACGACGUCGCUGCCAACAUGCUAUGCAAGCUAUUCUCCUUGCCAAUAGUAGAGUUUACUAAGGCACUGUUGCAGCCCCGCAUGAAAGUAGGCUCCGAAUUUGUGCUGCGUGCCCAAAGGAAGGCGCAAGUGGAGUCUGCCAUUGAGGCCAUAUGCAAAGCCACCUAUGAGCGCCUAUUUUCGUGGAUUGUUGCAAAAAUUAAUGAAGCUUUGGAAACUAAAGUCGAGCGGCACUCUUUCAUUGGUAUUCUGGAUAUUGCGGGUUUCGAGAUUUUUAAGGUCAACGGUUUCGACCAGCUGUUCAUUAAUUAUACGAAUGAGAAGCUCCAACAAUUUUUCAACCACCACAUGUUUGUUGUGGAACAGGAAGAGUACUGCAAGGAGUCUAUUGAGUGGGACUUCAUUGACUUCGGGCUCGAUCUUCAGCCUACUAUUGAGUUGAUCGAAGGCGGUAAGUCAGACAAGUCUUCCGGCGUGCUGGAUUUACUCGACGACUGCUGUCGGCUUUCACGUGCCAAUGAAAAAACUUUUCUGCAUAAACUUGAGGAAGUGCAGGCGACACAUUCCAAAUAUGGCUCCCUCUCGGGUCCAAAGUCCAUUAAGAGCGAUAUGCCCAUGUUCCAGAUCCACCACUACGCUGGCACCGUCGAUUAUACAGUAGAUAAUUGGAUCGUGCGAAACCAGGACCCGCUUAACGAUAAUAUUACGUCACUAUUUGCCGUUUCGAAAUUCAAAUUUUUAGCAUCCUUGUUCCGUGACCAAUCGGUAGAGGCUCUCUCUUCCCAAAGGCGCCGGGGGAUCUUUCGAACGGUUUCUAGUAGUUAUAAAGACUCGUUGAACUCUUUAAUGAAUACGCUUAAAGAAACGUCUCCACACUUCGUUCGAUGUAUUAUCCCCAACCACGAAAAGAAACCUGGCAAUAUCUCGGUGCCUAUUGUGCUAGACCAGCUCCGUUGCAACGGUGUGCUGGAGGGAAUUCGUAUUUGCCGCCAGGGAUUUCCGAACCGCGUGCUGUUUGCAGAGUUUAGACACCGGUACGAAAUUCUCGCUCCGAAGGCGAUUCCAGAAGGGUUUAUGGAUGGACGAAAAAUUUGCGAGCUUAUGCUUCAGGAACUCCAGAAUACGUGUGACCUUAAGCAGGACAACUACCGCAUCGGGACAUCUAAAAUAUUCUUUCGUCCAACCGUAUUGGGCCAUUUGGAAGAAAUGCGAGACGAAAAGUUAUCUAAAUUUAUUAGAGCCAUUCAGGCUUAUUGUCAAGGCUAUCUAGCGCGGCGCGCCUUCCAGCGGCUGACUAACUUUGAGGUGGCGGUCAAGCGGAUUCAGGUCAAUGUUAGGAAGUACUUGCAGCUGCGAAAGUGGCCGUGGUGGUUUCUGUACAACUCCGUGCGCGUGUUAAUUCCGACAAUCCAGCAGGACGAUUUGGUUCGUAAAGUUGAUUCGCUUACUAAAGAGAAGGAGGCGCUUGCCGGAGAAAACAAUAAAUUGCAGCAAGAAAAAAAGAGUCUGGAAGACGAACGGAGCAACAUGAAAAAGCAAAUAGAUAAGCUCGAAUCGGAUAUUGGCUUUUGUAGCGAUCAACUUAGCCGCCUGACAGAAACAAAUAAGAGUCUUUUAAAGGAUUUGGAAGAUAUGGAAAAUGACACGCAGACUGCGGAGUUAGAAGCUUCUGAAGCAAACAAAAAACGCCUUUUGCUUGAACAGCAGCUCGAGGAAGUGCGAGACUCUUUAUCGUCUGCACAGUCCCAACUUUGCGUCCUCAACGCUGAGCGUGAUGGUCUCAAGGAAAGACUUGAUUCGCUAAACUCCGAGCUGGACCAGGAAAGAGAUUCCAAUCAGAGACUUACAAGAGAGAAGGGCAAGCUCGAAGCAGAGCUCAGCGAAUUGAAUUUGAACUUUGACAAGCUCGAAGAAAAAGUCAAGAAAUACGAGAAGAAUUCUGGAAAGUUAGGAGAGGCUCUAAAGGAAACCGAAGAAAAAGUGUCGGAGCUUGAAAAAGUUAGAACCAAUCUAGAAGGAGAAAAGCGAGGUCUCUCUGGCCAAUUGGCUGCUUCGGACUCACGCAUCGCCGAGUUGGAGGCCAAAAUAGCUGACUUGGAAAGUAAACUUGAGAAGGCGAAAACUGAGCUUCAGCAGAAAACUGAAGAGCUUGAAGCUAAAGAUAAUGAGAUUGCACAACUGAAGAAGCAGAAUAGAGAAUUGUCUGGCGAGAUUAACGACCUCAAAGAGCAACUCGAAGAAAAAUCUGUUGCUGUUGAGCGCUACAAAAAAGAAAUUUCUUCAUCGGCUGAAAGGAUCAAAGAAUUGGACGAAGAAAUGUUCAAGGGCGAUGAGGAAAAAUUAAAAGAACUGAAAAAUAAGUCGAUGGAGAUUGAAAACUUGAAAAAGGAAUUUGCGAACUUUAGAGAAGACGCUGAAGAGUCCGCCGCUGCCCUUCGAAAGUCAUUGCAGGAUAAAAUUAACCUAUUAGAGUCCGACCUGGACGGCCUACGAAGGCAGAAGAAAGAGGCAGAAGGCCAGGCGUCGUCGCUGAAGAGAAAUGUUAGUGAAUUGCAGGAAGAACUGGACAGAUCAGAGAAUAGCGCCAGAAAUAUGGAAAAGAAGAAUCGAGCACUGCAAGAACAACUGGACAUUGUCAAUUCUCAGCUAGCAGAGAAGCAAAAUAGCAUUCAGUCACUGGAGACUGAAAACGCCAAAGCCAAAAAGGAAAACUCUCGACUUUCCUCUGAACUGGAGAAGAAAGAACUGGAGGCUUCUAAGCUUGAGCGCGACAGCAAAACUCUCAAAGAGCAAAUUGCUGAGUUGAAUUCGAAGUACGAGGCAGAAAAUAGUGAAAAACUCAACCUGAAGGCCUCCCAGCGCCAGUACGAAGAAGAGCUUGCGUCCCUCCGGGAUGAACUACGUGAAGCAGAAGAGUCUAUUGACGAGUAUAAGAAGUCUUCGUCGAAUCUGCAGGGCCAGCUGUCUUCCUAUAAGUCAAAGUUCCACGAACUGGAAGAAACUAUUGAAGAAGCGGAACGCUCAAAGGCUAAGCUAAAGAAAGAGCUUGAUGAUCUCCAAGAAGCCUUAGAAACCGCCGAGCGAAGUAGCAAAGCCCACAAAGCUACUGCUGAACGCUACCAGCGUGAGCGGGAGGACCACGAAGCUGAGCUGACUCGGCUGUCCAACUCGGUCUCGAAGGCCACUACUCGAGCACGUCAGCUCGAGAGCGAAGUGAGCAGCCUUCGAGCCGAGUGCGAUAAGUACAAAGGCGAAGCCGAGUCCGCUGCUCACCAAACUAUGGAUGCUACUACCAAGUUGUACGAAGCUAGAAAGCUUAUUGAGGAUCUCGAGUCAGCGGAGGCCAUGUUGAAUUCAAAAGUGAAGACGCUCAACGACGAGGUCGAGUCCUUAAGAACGUCCGGCGGCGAUAUUGCGUCGUUGAAGUCGGAAGUGCAGUCGCUCAAGUGUUUGUUGUCUGAGAAGGACAGAGAGAUUGAGGAAAUGAGUGACGAGCUGUAUAAGCUCGAAGAGACCAAUAAAAUUCAGGAGGUGGAGAUUUCAAGUUUGCGUAAUAAACUCUCGCAAACGGAAAACAAUCUUGAUAGUACUUUAGAGGAGCUAAAGAACAGUUAUUUGAAGAAGCAGAGAAACAUGCAAGACGAGAUGGAUGAUUUGGAAAAAGUGAAGAACACGCUCACUAACAAGUGCUUCCAGCUUCAGUCUCAACUUGAAGAUUAUACCAAAAACUUAGAGGAACUCGAACGUACUCAUGGUCGCGCCCUCGAGGCUCAACGACGCGCUGAACAAGUUUUGAAGAAUGUCCAAAAGGAAUUGAACAGUAUCAGAACUGUAAAUCAGGAGCAGGAGGGUAAAAUAAAGGAUUUGGAAGCUAAGAACAAGACUUUAUCCCAGCAGUUGUCAAUAGCCAUGAAUGAUUUGGACUCCUCUGAAAAAUCCCGAAAGAAAGUCGAAGCAGAGUGUACCGAGCUUUCAGCUCAGCUGGAUACUAUUAAUACACAAUUAAAGAUGACUCGUGAUAAAGCCUCUCGCGCAGAACAGGAAUUACAAACUACCAAAGGAGAGCUUGAACAGCAGACAGAAGAGUUCGAAAGCGUUUUGGCUGCAAAAGCUAAACUGCAGUCCGAAGUGGAUAACAUUCGGGCCUCCACUUCUGGCCUCCAGGAAAAAGCAGAUAAUCUUGAAAAACGCUUGAGUGAAUCUGUAAAGAAGUCGAAUGAGGCUGUAGAAGCUGUUAAACAGGAAGGCGAGGAAAAGCUUCGCAAAUUAAAUACACAACUGCAGCAGUCUAACAACCAUGCAUUAUCCCUGCAAAAGGAACUGGAUGAUAGUAGGCGUCAAAUAGACGACGCUAAUAGAAAGAUUAAGAAACUCGAUCGCGUGGCACGAGAGGCUAAGAAUGAGAGCCAGGAAGUGCAGUCGCAACUUGCCGAUGCUCGCAUGCAGGCCGACCGAAUGAAGAAAAAAGCGGACAGCUUAAGAAAGCAACUUGAAGACACCGAAGGCGACAUAUCAAACCUUCGCAACCGCUUACGAUCUGCCCAAAACGAAAUCUCUGAAAAAGAAGAGGAGAUUUUACAGUUGAAUAACCAGCUUCGUUCUAAACCACGAAACAGUACAACACGUUCACGGGGAGCCCAAGACGACUACUAA